Messenger RNA from Carassius gibelio (silver crucian carp), 8064 nucleotides. RefSeq names its product puratrophin-1. NCBI's taxonomy places the organism in Eukaryota, Metazoa, Chordata, Actinopteri, Cypriniformes, Cyprinidae. Bases 154 to 7131 code for a protein of 2325 amino acids. The record is from RefSeq and is a predicted model, not a curated record. Gene Ontology annotation, molecular function: guanyl-nucleotide exchange factor activity. The transcript has 24 exons.
GACCUGCAGUUUGGAAGGGUUAGUGAGCAACACACACACAAACUUGCCCACUCAGCACACAUGCACACACACUCACACUCAACCGUGGCAUAGGAGGCCGCCGGACUCACUGGAAAAUGACACUAAUGAAGGGAAGAACAAUCAUCCUACAGCAUGGACUCUGAAUCUCUGGACAACUGUAUUCAGAGCACACUCUCUGCUCUCUACCCUCCAUUUGAAGCCACUGCGGCCACCGUGCUAUGCCAGGUGUUAGACGUGGUUGAGACAACAUACCGUGGGGACGGACUACGCUACAUCAUUGACUUCCUGGUGCCCGCUAAACACAUCCUACAGAGCAUACAACAGGAUGCAUGCUUCCCAUACUGUGGUUUCCUGUUUCGUCAUGAGGGAUGGCCUCUCUGUGUCCAUGAGAAGGUCAUAAUUCAGCUCUCCUCUUUGGACUGGCGUGUGUUACGGCCCAGCGACUUUUACUUACAGGUGACGCCUUCGCCCAAAAGCCCCCCGCGUAUCACAGUAAAGUGUCUGGCAGUUAGCGGGCAUCAUGCGGAGGAGCUGGACGUGCCAAAGCUAGCAUACACCUCUCUAUUCACCAUGGACUGGCUGGACUCCAUAAACCGGGAGAGGAGUGUGGUCAGAAGAGCCGCCCUGGAACACUGUCUUUUAUCAGCGGAUAAUGAUAUUUAUAGGGUACCCUGGGAGGAUAUUGUUCACCCGGAGUUUAUCAGCAGACCCCCCAAAGUUAAAGAACAGGCUGAAAAUAUAGGGAUGUGCAAGGAAGUUGCCAACAGAGAGGAAAGGGACUCAGACAUAGAUCAAGAAGACAACCCUGAGGACAUACGAUGUAGGAUUUUUAUUGACACUUCCACUGAGCAAUCCGAGGAGAUGGACUGUCAGAGCAAGGGGGUUAAGCUCCUCCCUGCUCUCAGUGAGAUCGGUAAAGAGAGCAGUGGACGGAGCUCUAGCAGCACGGCAGAGGAUUCAGAGGGAGAGUAUGUGGAGCUUGCUGAUAUCUCCUUACCACGCUUUUCCCCACAGAAGGGCUCUCUCACUCAAGCCAUUAGCAUGAACUACAGGAAUCUACAUAAACCACUGACUGCGGUUUCUACUCCGCAUAAAGCUAAACCAGAGCAAAGUCUUUUGAAGAAUGGUGCAUGCUCCCAGAGCAUGGUAUGUGCCAUGCUGAUUGAAGAAAACCUGAGUGAUACCUACCGACCUGUGAUCUUAACCCCAGAGCGUCCACAGGUGGACGGGUCUGAGCACACCUGUGCUGCAGGUACAGCUUCCUGUGACAGUGUGUCUGAGUGUGAGUUUGUGUCUCAACACUGCGACUGUGAUUCCGCUCCACUUUCUGAUACGCCAACACAUAACAUAUCACAAACAAACUGUAAACCAGUCAAUACAUCACAGCUGGACAACAAUCAAGUCAGCACAUUAAACACGGACAGUAAACUAGUCAACACAUCAGACAGUGAGCCAGUCAAGACACCACAAUCAGAAGUUAAACCAGUAAACACAUCUCGGCUAGACAACGAGCUAGUCAGCACAUCUCAACCUGACAGCAAACCAGUCAGCACAGCAAAACUAGUCAGUGUGCCAGUCAGGACAUCACAGUCAGACUUUAAUCCUGAAAGCACAUCUCAAAUAGACAACAAUCUAGUGAGCACAUUACAGCCAGACAAUGAGCCAGUCAAGAUGUCGCAUCCAGACGUUGAACCAGUAAGCAUAGGUCACCUAGAGAAUAGUCUAGUCAGCACAUCACAACCAGACAGCCAACCAGUCAGCAUGUCACAACUAGUUAAUGAGCUAGUCACAACAUCACAUCCAGACAGUGAACCAGUAAGCAUAUCUCAACCAGACCUUAAACCACUAAGCAUAUCUCAACAAGACAGCAAACCGGUCAGCACAUCACUACUAGUCAGUGAGCCAGUCAAGAUGUCACAACCAGACCAUAAACUAGUAAGCAUAUAUCAGCUUGACCGCAAACUAGUUAGCACAUUUGAACUAGACAACAAACAAGAAGGCUUAUCUCAACUAGUCAGCACAUCACAACAACAGAGCAAACCAAUCAACAUAUCACAACUAGACAGUGAGCCAAUCAAGACAUUCCAAACAGACAUCAAAACACUUGAAUGUGAACUUGUUAGUAUAUCUUUACCAGAUAGCAAACUACUCAAUACAUCGCAUUUGUACAACAUGCUACUAAGUACAUCACAAACAGACAACACAACAGUUCGCUUGGAGCAAUCAGACAGCAAAGUAACUAUAUCACAACCAGAGAAUGAAACAUUAUCUGGUGCUUUAGAGAGUGAAAACUCAGAACAAGUUUCUCUGGCUAUUAUUGAACUUGUUGUGUUUGAUCCUGCUCCGGAAGCAGAAGUCAGAUCUGAAUCUGAGCAGGCCAGAGGUGAUCAUGGCCUGAAAGGCAGUUGUGAUAUGCAGAAUAGCAAAGUGUUGGUUUCUGAACCCCUGACUGUCAGUGUGUCUUUACAAAAACAGACUGAGCAAACAGAGCACAGCUUAUGUCAGAUACACAGACACAUCCAAACACCAUCUGAGCAAGUACAUGAUAUCUCAGCCUCAAAAGAAGAACAUCAAGCAUUUAGUAACACUAGCCAUGACAUUAAUGAAUCUGAUGGUGAUUAUAGUUUCAGUGCAGAGGAAGAAAGUGGGGCUGUUUUGACUGUUCCACAAAGCAAACCAGUAGCAUUGGCCUCUGCCACCAUAGCGCCUGAGGAGGAUCUGGUCACGCUCAUUUCACAGGGUCAGGUGAGGUCUGAAUCCUGCCAGGACAGAAACAACAAGACUGAGGUGGAACUCCAGACAAAAGCACGAGAAGUAGAGGAAAAGUCACCUUGUAAGGAGGGAGAAACGGUAGAAAAAAACAUUGGAAUGACAGAAAACAAAACAGAGAAAGAUAUAGUAGCAGUUUGUAGUGCAGAAGAAGUUGAGACUGCUCAAACAGGUCUGGUAGAUUCCACACACAAGUCUGACUCCAACGUUCAAGUUCAAGAGGAGGGCAGCCUCUCUGAAGGAACAGAUGAGAAGAAACAAACCAAUGUUAAAGAGAAAGGGGUGGAGGAAGAGGAGACAGAGGGCAUUACUGUGAGUGAGCAAAGGGCUAUAGUGACCAGCUAUUCUGAAAAUAGAGUCCGGUCAGCAUGCAAUCAAGUCCUCGAUGCAGUCGCAGAUGUGCAGAACACAAAUGGACACAUGCACACUGAAGACACACCUACCACUGAACGAGAAGGGCAAAAUACAAAGGAGGAGGAGGAGAAAAAGGGGGAAAAGGAGGAGAGGCAAGAGGAUGAGGUUACUUCUACUGUGAAUGGUGCUCCAGCAGGGCAUCAGCAACUAGCAGACAUGGAGACCCAUUACCAUCAGCAGGAAGAACAAGCAUCCAGUCAGGAAGUAGCCCGAAUUGUUUCCCAUCUGUCUGCUAAAAGCCAAAGUGAAGACCCCUCAGCAGUUCCUCCACCACUGCCGCGCAUCUCCCAGAAGACCCAGCCUGUCCAGAGUGAGGCUCAUGACAUCAAUCGUGAUGUCCUGAGCUCAGGAGUGCUCUGUCUGCCUGGAACACGAGAUAAAUCAGGCCACGCGCUUGUGACAGUGACAACGAGAAACACAAUCUGGUUGAAUCCAAACUGCAAUAGUGGAGAGCUGGUGCGGAUCAUGGUCUACUUCUUCGGUACACUCAGGAAGGAAGUCAGUGCUUUGGGACUGACUGUCCUGGUGGAUGCUCGCAGGUGUUCUCCUGUCCCCGCUCUCUUUAAAGCCUUCAACAUCCUCCAGGCAGCCAUGCCGGGAUGCAUCCAUACAGUACUGCUGCUGGCCGACAGAGAUCUGACUGUACGUGUGGAGAAAACCACUUCUGUUCCGGUGGAGUUGUUGACAUCGCUUAAAUCUCUCUGUAAGCACGUGGACAUCUCUCAGCUCCCCACUGAGUUUGAAGGCACUUUCCCUUACUCUCACAGCAGCUGGAUGGGUUUCAGAAUGAGGUUGGAACAGCUGACCAGUCAUUGUGAGGAUGCUGUGAACCUGCUUCAGAACACCAUCAGCAAACUGGAGUCCACAGUGCUGCCCCCUACAGCAGAGGAGGCACAGAUCUUAUUGUGUAAGUACCGAGAGUUGAUGAGGACUGUUCUGGAGGACAGCAGGUUGGUGCGGCUACAGCUGGAGGGAGGAGCCGCUCUGUCCUGUUUGCGAAAAGAAGAAACCAGUGUCAGUCUGACAGAGGACUACAGAGAUGCUAUUGAGAAUGCAGGCCGUCUGUAUAACCAAGUGGACGAGUCGGUUCACAGACUGGUGAUGCUGUCCAACAAAUGCACACAGGAACUGGAAUUCAUAAUGGAGUUUAAGACUCUGGAGGAGGGAUUCAGAGAGGUGAGUCAGUGGAUAGAAGAGGUGGGCGAGACUCGUCUGCAGACUCUGAGUGAGCUGGAAGAUUCCUUGGAGCAGUUACAUCAUAAACAGACUGUCUUCAGAGAAUUUUACACAGCUGCAUAUGAGCACUGUAAGAGCGGUGAAGCUCUCCUCAAGCGCUUAGAGAAGUGGGAAGACAUCUCUUCGGCAGAGCUGCAGGUGUAUGAGGUGAAAGUUCGCUCUUUCUGGGUCCAUCUACAUGAUUUCUCCCAGCGAGUGGAGGAUACCAAGGAGAAAAUUGACAAGACUGUUCGACUCUACGAGUUCUUUGACAAGGCAUAUGAAUGGGCGCUAGAGGGCAUGCGUCAUUUGGCGUGUGUUAGUAUGGAGGAGUGUGGCAUGUCUGAGAAGUGUCCGAGUGUGAUUGGGUGUUUGGAGACCUACCGCAGUCAGCACCCCCCGAUCCCAGACGCACACUUCCAGGAGAUGAAGGACCUCGCUGGGGAGCUGAAGAGCGAACAGGGACUCAGGCAGUGGAAGUUUGCUUGGUCCAAGUGUCAGGAGACCAAGCAGAUGUUUGAGAAGAAGCUGGAGAUGGCCCUGCGCACCCGUCGUGAGAGUGACUCCAAAUCAGCGAGGGGUGACUCCUCUCGCCGCAACUCGGACUGUAGCCCUAAACCUCAGGAGCGUAGCAGUAGCAUCUCCUUCUCAUGUCGGAAAGCGUUCGGCAGAGGCUGGGGCCGGGACAGACUUUCCUCACAGUCCAGCACAUCCUCAACUCCUAGCAGUCCUUCAGGCAUUCGCAUGGACAACCGUGACUCUGUUCGAACCCCAACAGGAAGUCCAUAUAGAACUGAGCACAGAAUCCCCCACAGCACCCCUGUCAGGUCCCACAGGCUAACACGUAGCAUCUCCACAGACGAGUCUCCGCAGCAGCCACAUCUGGAGGGGCAGGGGUGUGCUACAAGCCCAAGCCUCACCUCCAUCGAACCAAACCGCAGGGUUUUGCGGAAGACCCAGAGCUUUGAUACGGCCAGUAGCGAGUCUGUGUCACGGUACGGGUCCUGUCAGAGAACUCUGAGUGAGCCUGCACGGAGAGGAAACACAGGGGUGUUCAUCAAGGGUCUGGAGGUGAGCAGCACUGAAGUGAUCAAUCGGCCGUACAGCCCACGACUGCCGCCCAUGCAUGGAUGGACUUCUGUUGACACGCACUACAGCGGGAGUCCUGCACCAGAAACACGUAACAAGGGCAGUAAACUAUGCCACAUCGUAGAUGAAAUGGUAACGACGGAGCGGGAAUAUGUGCGUUCUCUGCGCUACAUCAUUGACAACUAUUUCCCUGAGAUGGAGCGUGCUGACCUGCCACAGGACCUGCGGGGAAAGCGCAGCGUCAUCUUCGGAAACCUGGAGAAACUGGUGGACUUCCACAGCCAGUAUUUCCUGAAAGAGCUUGAGAGCUGCUGCAAUCAUCCUCUACGCGUCAGCCACUGCUUCCUACGACAUCAAGACCAGUUCAGCUUGUAUGCUUUGUACAGCAAGAACAAGCCAAAGUCAGACACACUUCUGGCCAGCCAUGGGAACAGCUUCUUCAGGCAUAAGCAGCUGGAUUUGGGGGAUAAGAUGGACCUGGCGUCCUACCUGCUGAAGCCCAUCCAGCGCAUGAGUAAGUAUGCCCUGCUGCUGAAAGACCUGAUCAAAGAUGUGAGUGAAGUCCAGGAGCAGGAGCUAACGUACCUGCGUGCCGCCGCCGAGAUGGUCAAAUUCCAGCUUCGCCACGGAAAUGAUCUGCUCGCCAUGGACGCGAUCAGAGAUUGUGAUGUCAACUUGAAAGAGCAGGGGCAGUUGGUUCGGCAAGACGAGUUCACUAUUUGGUAUGGCAGGAAGAAGUGCCAAAGACAUGUGUUCCUGUUUGAGGAUCUAGUGCUGUUCAGCAAACCCAAACGCAUUGAGGGGGGACUCGAUGUUUACAUCUACAAACACUCUUUUAAGACGGCUGAUGUGGGUAUGACAGAGACGUCAGGUGAGAACGCUCUCAGGUUCGAGGUCUGGUUCAGGAGGAGAUCUUCAAGGAACCAGACCUAUAUCCUCCAAGCCGGCUCCGCCGAGAUCAAACACGCCUGGACCUGCGACAUUGCACGGAUGCUGUGGCAGCAGGCCACACGGAAUAAAGAAAUCCGAAUGCAGGAGAUGGUCUCUAUGGGGGUGGGCAAUAAACCCUUCCUGGACAUUAAACCCAGCGAUGCUGCUAUCAACAACAGAGCCAUUGACUACAUUAUGAAAGGCAGAGGGGCCAGGACGAGAGCCUCCAUUGCUGUCUCGCUUUUUGACCACUCAAACCCAUUCAAACGAGCUGCAGUAAAUGCUCCCGUUAGCGGCCCCCCGGUGUCCGGUGGCCCCUCCUCUUCCACGUUGCUGGGGCCCUUGAAUCUGCACAUGUACAGCAGCCAAAACCUGUUAUCAGGGGAGAGACCUCUCAUCAGUCCCUGCAUCGAGGAAGACGAGCUGGAACAUGAGACCAGCAGUCAGCCGUCUAUGACUACAGAGAGUUCGGGUUCCUCGUCUCACUGUCUGUCAGGUAGUGGCUCGAGUGGGUCAGACAGCGGAUGUGUGUCCAGUCACCUUCCCGAGGCUUUGUCCGAGGAGCCCAGCUCACCGUGUGACUCCUCCUGUUACUCCUCCAUCACCUCUCCCACCCCGGACAAACCCUGCUUUAACAGCCAGUACAUCUCAGCGGGGGAAGCUCAGGUGAUCGGUCCCUCUACUAUAGUGUGAGCUGCUGCAGUUUAAGUCCUGUCUGCUUCAGAUGGAGAAGACCACAUUGCCACACCGAAGAGGAGUCCAGAGCUAGUAUUUAUUGUUCCCAUCGAGUGCCAGCAAAUCUCAUGCAGUUUAAAAAGCGCUCAAAAUAGCACUGUUUCUUCAGUUCUUUUUUUAAAUCACUUUUAGCAUCAGUAGCUUUUAUAUAAAUUUAAAAAUGAGCUAUAAAACUGAAUCAAUAUUCUUGUAUUUUUCUUCUUUUCAAAUGUUAAGAUACAUUAGUGUUCUCCGCUGUAUUGAUAACUGUAAAUACUGUAGUAGUAGUAGUGUACAAUGCACUUCUGAACUGUUGCGGUUAUUCACUUCCCACUCUUUUUUGUUGUUGUUGUUGUUGUUGUUGCCCACUUUGCUGCAGACUUCAGCUGGUUUGAUUUAGAAAAAUGCAUUCAUGUUAAAAGGCAUGUCUAGAUUUCUAAGCAUCAGUACACUAAAGACAUUAAGCUGUGUUUAAAGCAUUUGUUCUCUCUAGUGUUUGAUUGUUUGUGGACCUGUAGUCAGUCGGAUCAGUAUGCUCUUUGAUAGCUGUACUGAUCCAGAAUCAGAGAGCAUUACUUCAAAUAAUUCGACUGGCCUCAGGUCGGCUCUACCCAGUACUUCUGCUCAUGGGAGCUGGAUAUCAUUGCUGACUGUUUGGAGAUGGUGAUAGUUUUCAUUUCAGUUCUCUUAAUUACAUUAUAUUAGGUAUAACAAAAUACAACAUGUAAAUUGUAAAUAGUUGCACCAGUGGUGCUUUGAGGACAUAGCCUUUGGGAAGUAAUGUUUAUACAUGUAUUAACCCAUCAACAUGAGAAUCACUCCAGUUCUUUGUUGCCAACCCAAAUUGGAAGUGUACUAACAAAAGAUAAUAAUAAUAAUAAUGAUAAUAAUAAAAACCAUUGCAAGAUCCAA